AUGGCUACACAAACGGAAUCAGGAUCAGUCCUUGAUGGGCUGGUCAGUGGCGCAACAAAAACGAUUUCUGAGCUUGCAAAGCGUAUAUACAUACCACUGACACCAACCAGCCCACCGGGUCUUAUCGAGGCCAACACUGUUGACCCCUGGAUUGAGUCGGGCAAAUACGCCCUUGGAUGGACAUUUUUUGCCCUAGCACUGGUAGGAUGCGUCCUGUUCACCAGGGUGUGGCACUUUUGGCAAGACAAGAUCCGCCAGGCCAUCUACAAACAGGAGAUUGAAAAUCACAAUCGACAGACAUACGAUCCAAAUCUACUAUUCUCCAACAUGGCAGAAAAUCCACAGACGGGACGAAGCAUGGGCCAGCACUUCUUCCCCGAGGAUAGCGCUGGCAAGGAGGAGAUGGCGUUUCGACCCAAGGCACACAUGUCUUCAGUCGGCUUUGUUAACGACACCUUGGCAUUAUUCAGAUGGAUCUUUUACCGACCGAUACCAGACAUAACGUGGCGCAAGCAUCGAAUCACCUUUUCGUCCCUGGCGGUUCUGGCCGUCGUCUUCGUUGCUCUCGUCUUUGUCACGCUCUACUGCUUUCUGCUGCAGCCACUGUACUGGCAGAGCAUCAAGUUCGGGUCGCCACCGGUGGCUGUCAGGGCGGGCAUGAUCGCCGUGGCACUCACCCCUUGGAUCAUAGCCACCAGCAUGAAGGCGAACCUGGUCACUUUUGUCACUGGCAUCGGUCCAGAGCGGCUUAACGUUUUCCACCGCUGGGCUGGAUACCUGACUCUAUUCCUGUCUCUCGUCCACUGCAUACCGUUUUACGUCCAGCCUGUGUGGGAUGACGGUGGAUUGGAAGUCUUCUCGAGGCUCUUCCCUGAAGGAAGCGGUGCCAUCUAUGGAACCGGAAUCGCGUGUCUGGUUCCCCUCGCAUGGCUAUGCAUCGCCUCGCUCCCUUUCAUUCGCCGCAUUGCCUACGAGAUCUUUGUCAUGCUUCACGUGCCCGUCGGCUUGAUCUACGUUGCCGUGCUAUUCUGGCACACCAAGAACUUUCUUUCGUCCUGGCACUACCUCAUCGCCACGUUGGCCAUAUUCUUCAUAUGCUCGAUAAUGCGCCUGUUCAACCUGAACUGGGCAAAGCCGUGGCGCAUGGCAUUCAUGGUGGGCGACGAGGCUGCCAUCACCCUCAUGGCCGAGAACGCCGUCAAGAUCACCAUACCGACACAAAUGCGCUGGAAGCCGGGGCAGUUUGUGUACCUGCGCAUGCCAGGAAUCUCCUUCUUGGACAACCACCCCUUCACCAUAUCCUCGCUCUGCAGCGAAGAUUUCCCGUCCGAGUACGGCGAGCAGUACCGCGACUGUGUGCUCGUCUUCCGCCCAUAUGGUGGCUUUACGAGGCGGGUGCUCGAGACGGCCAUAGAGAAGGGACCAUUCCACACAUACCGCGCCUUUCUCGAUGGGCCCUAUGGCGGUAUGCGAAGGGAUCUGGCCGCGUUCGAUACCGUCAUUCUGAUCGCGGGCGGCAGUGGUAUCACCGCACUGAUGUCUCAGCUGUUGAACCUGAUCAAGCGGAUGCGUGACGGAAAGGCCAUCACCAAGAAGAUAGUAGUGGUGUGGGCGUUGAAGAGGCUCGAGGCGAUGGACUGGUUUCGCGAAGAGCUGAGGAUCUGCCGGGAGGCCGCGCCACCCGAGAGUGUUACUUGCAAGUUCUUCGUCACCAAGGCGGUGCGGCAACAGCCGGGUAUCAUGGCGGGCCCCGGGGGUGACGGGUAUUUCGGGGCCGCUGGACAGCAAAACCAUCGGGCACCCCGACCCCUGAGCAACAUGUUCCACGACAAACUGGACGGCUUCGUUGCGGGCAUCGCGUCGAAGAGAAACUCGGCGCUUAUCCACGCAGAGGCGAGGGGCGAUCCAGAAAGGGAGAGGGAGCUGAGGGCCGAGGACGAGGACCGCAUCACAGCACUCCCUCAGCAGAAAUACCUCCAGCCUCACAACAUCCCACCCCCUCCGCCAAACCCCCCUGCCUCCUUCAAAGACAGGUCAUCAGCCAUGAACGAUGCCCUUCGAAGACUUGAGGGCCGCGAUCCCAGCAUCGAUCAGAACCACGACGAGGACAAGAAGGAGCCUCUCCCUGUAGACGAAACCAACAGGGACUCACAUCCGGUGGACAAGAAGUCUGCAGACGGCGAGUUCCAUUUCACCCCGCCGCAGCGGCUGGACGUACCCAAGUUUCAGCAUGCGCCCCCGGGCUCGGUGGCUCACGCGAGAUACUCGCAGCUCUUCCUCACGCCCCCGGGGACCGACGGCAACCCGACCCCAGAGCCGGGCGGCAGCCCACAGCCGGGCAGCAAAGCCGCGUCGUCUGACGCUCCGCGGGCACCAGACCUGGCGCACCUGCGGCCGGGCCUCACGCACCUGACCAUCCCGGAGCAGCCGCAGACCCGACCGGUGCGGCCGACGUCGACGUUUGGCCCGCCGUCGGGGUUCGAGUUUGGCUUCCCCGAGACGCCGACCGAAUUCCAAAAGUCGCUGAUGAGGUUCGCCUUCCCCGUCCCUCACCAGAUCGACGGCGGCUGGUCCGUCGAGUACGGCCGCCCGGACCUGGGCUACAUGCUCAAGGAGUGGGCGACCGGCGGCUCUGACGGACGAGGAAUCCUGGGCCGGAGGACCGCCGUCUUUGUGUGUGGACCCCCGGCCAUGCGGGUCGGCGUCGCCAACACCGUGGCGCGCCUGCAGGCGGAGAUUUGGGGAGAUGACAUGCUGGAGGAGAUAUACCUGCACACGGAGAAUUAUGCUCUGUGA
Molecule: messenger RNA, 2796 nt
Organism: Pyricularia grisea
Lineage: Eukaryota; Fungi; Ascomycota; Sordariomycetes; Magnaporthales; Pyriculariaceae
Exons: 1
Coding region: 1-2796 (931 amino acids)
Biological process (GO): intracellular iron ion homeostasis; copper ion import; iron ion transport
Cellular component (GO): plasma membrane
Molecular function (GO): ferric-chelate reductase activity
Source: RefSeq, a predicted model, not a curated record